Messenger RNA from Chiroxiphia lanceolata (lance-tailed manakin), 1417 nucleotides. It is a transcript of the gene TTC32, whose product is annotated as tetratricopeptide repeat domain 32. Gene Ontology annotation, molecular function: protein binding. The transcript is spliced from 3 exons. The coding region runs from base 1 to 402 and encodes 133 amino acids. The record is from RefSeq and is a predicted model, not a curated record. Lineage: Eukaryota; Metazoa; Chordata; Aves; Passeriformes; Pipridae.
AUGGCGCAGGAGGCGGCCGAGCUGCUGGCGGCGGCGCGGGCCGAGCUGGCGGCGCGGCGGCUCUCGGCGGCCGAGGAGCUCUACAGCCGCUUCAUCGCCCGCAGCCCCGCGGGCGCCCGCCGCGACCUCGCCACGGCCCUCAACGACCGCGGGCAGGUGCGGUACCUGCGCGUGGAGUUCGCCGCCGCCCUGCGGGAUUACACGGCCGCCAUCGAGUGCCAGCCCAGCUUCGAGGUGCCCUACUACAACCGGGGGCUGGUGCGCUACCGGCUGGGAGACUUUGAUGAGGCCAUGCAAGAUUUCAGGAAAGUAUUAGAGUUAAACCCCCAGUUUGAAGAUGCUGCAUUGAGUCUAAAACAGACUAUUCUUGAUAAAGAAGAAAAACGGAAGCGGGGAUAUUGAACAUAGAGCUAGUGGUGUGAAAAUGUUCUGCUAAACAUGUGAUUUUUGUCAUUGAUGGAUGAAACACAAGAUCGUUUACAUCUGUUAUGACCUACUGAAGAAACCUCAUUCUUGUGUAAACAAGUUAAAAAUGGAUAUGAUUGCAGAAUAAACUGUGUUUGGUUAGUGUUGAGGAUAAGUAUAAUGUUGGAUCUCUGUGAGGCACGAGUACAGAUUUUGUACAGAAAUACCUUGUAAAGAUUUUGGAAGCUCAGUAGCAGCAAACGAAGCCUGUAGUUCUCUUACUAAAACUUCUUUAUUUAUUCACAGAUUGUUUUAAACAGUCUUUCGCGGGGAGAAAAAAUCAAACUGCACAAAACAUUUAAAUACUUAUGAUUGGAGCUCGUGAGAAAUACAGUAAUGAUAGUGUUUGUCCACAUAGAAAUGUUACAUUUUAUUUAAUCCUAAAGUGCAAUUGUUCUUUGUAAGGUGCUGUCCUUUAGAUUCUCUAUGGUAUAUGAAUUUCUUUUUCAUUUCAGAGUGUUUCUGUCUUAAGAAACACUUAACAGAAGUAAUGAGAUCUUUUUAGGUAACACCAUCUGUACCUUGCUCAAGGAAUGUGGUAGGAGAAUUCAGUCCUUUGUUCGUUCAUUCACUCCUGGGGUUAGUUUUACGUUACCUAAACAGGUAGGAACAGAGCACACCUCUUUUUUGUAAUCCUAUUGUGAAAGUUUUGGCCACAUUAAUAAUUGAAAGAAUAAAAACGAACAUGUACUUUUUAUCUUAUGAUUGUCUGCAAAACGCUUUUCUUAGAAAAUAUUCACAGGAGGAAUUGUGGCUUUCUCAUUCUUAUCAAAGAGAUCAAUUACCUGAAAAAUGCAGUGUUAAAUCAGUCUGAUGAAACUGGCUGUCAGUACCCAGGCCACCUCAUUUGUCAUGUGGUAGGAGAGACCAUUACUGAAAUCAUCAGCAAGAAACACUCUUGCAUGUUCAUAGCAAUACAAGUUCUAAUAAAAGAAAUACUCUCCUGAUUGCC